GGACUUCUUGACUAGUCUCUCGGACCGGGAGGCCAACAACCCGCAGUUCCACUUCCUGCGGCCCACACACAGCAUGUUCACUUUCUUCACCGCACUCACCGACGCCUACUCGAAGGUGCUGAAGCCGCCCAAUGGGGGUGAUGGAGAAGCUGCGGUGCAGCGCCCGUGACAUGACCACAGUGCUCGAGCGGUGCCUGCAUCGCAUCGAGUGGGAGCGCUCGCAGGAGCAGGCGAGGCGUAAGGCCGAGAAUGAGAUCGAGCAGGAGAGGCAGCAGAUGGCGAUGAUCGAUUGGCAUGAUUUUGUCGUGGUGGAGACCAUCGAGUUUGCAGAUGACGAGGAUGAUGAGCUGCCGAUGCCGAUGACGCUGGAGGAGGUCAUAAGAAGGAGCAAGAUGUCAGUUUUGGGUGAAGAGGCAGCCAUGGAAACAGUGGAACCAGGAAAGGAGGUGGAGAUGGAGAUGGAGAUGGACGAAGAGGAGGUCCAGAUUGUGGAAGAAGGCAUGGGGGCAGCAAGACUUGAAGGUGGUGGCAGGGAUGAGAAGAAGGGUGAAGCAGAGGCAGCAGUGGCGCCUACCGAUGAACCAGAGCCUCCAAUGAGGAUAGUUAAGAACUGGAAGAGGCCCGAGGAGAGGUUCCCCGCUGAAAGAGACCCGACCAAGUUUAUGAUCUCGCCGAUCACCGGUGAGCUAAUUCCGAUCGGUGAGAUGGCCGAGCAUAUGUGUAUUUCUCUCAUAGAUCCCAAGUACAAGGAGCAGAAGGAGAGGAUGAUGGCAAAGAUCCGGGAGACUACUCUUGCAGCAGAUGAUGAGAUCGCUAGGAACAUUGUGGGGCUUGCCCGAACCCGUCCUAAUAUUUUUGGGACAACAGAGGAAGAAGUCUCUAAUGCAGUGAAGGCUGAAAUUGAGAAGAAGAAAGACGAGCAGCCAAAGCAGGUGAUUUGGGAUGGGCACUCUGGUAGCAUUGGGGGAACUGCAACUCAGGCUUUGUCUCAGAGUCUUUCUGGUGAGGAACAAAUUGAUGCUAACAGUGAUGACGGGAGGACCCUUCCAGGCCCUGCUCCACCUGAUGCCUGGUGUACCAUUAGUGCGGCCUCUCCCGCCCCCACCACCUGGAUUAGCUCUGAAUAUUCCUCGUUUUCCUCCGAAUGUGGCCCCUUACACUGCUCCUGCUACUAGUGGGGGAAUGCUACCGUCAGCACAGAGGCCAGGAAUUAUACCAAUAACUCCAUCUGUGAGGCCUGCAGCUCCACCAAUGCCUAUGACUUCAACCCAGCAGCCUGUUAUGAUAAGCAGGCCUUCAAUGCCCCAGGCGAUCUCAGUAUCACCUGCUAUUCCCAUACCGGCACCACCUGGGUCGCAGUUCACUCCUUUGGUGGCUCCCCGACCAUUUGUUCCUAUGCCCAUGCCACC
This is a messenger RNA of Elaeis guineensis (African oil palm), 1409 nucleotides long. The record is from RefSeq and is a predicted model, not a curated record. NCBI's taxonomy places the organism in Eukaryota, Viridiplantae, Streptophyta, Magnoliopsida, Arecales, Arecaceae.